Monoraphidium neglectum is the source of this 1506-nucleotide messenger RNA. RefSeq lists its product as hypothetical. Lineage: Eukaryota; Viridiplantae; Chlorophyta; Chlorophyceae; Sphaeropleales; Selenastraceae. The transcript has 3 exons. The coding region runs from base 1 to 1506 and encodes 501 amino acids. The record is from RefSeq and is a predicted model, not a curated record.
AUGCGGCCAGACGUGAGGGUCGCCGCCGUGGCGCUGCUGCUGCUGGUCGCAUCGGCGGAGGCGGCGUGGUCGCCGCUAUCAAUUUUCACAAGCAGAGUGUCAGGGAAAUUUGACAAGCGCAGCGUCUCAGACUCGGCAAAUGCGUGCUCAAACACAAAUCUGUACACCAAGCCCUCGAUCGCCAAGAUCCAGGUCUGCAGCCGCUCCGUCGCCGUCUCCCGCAACGGCGGCGGCCCCGCGAGCAGCAGCACCAAGAGCAGCUUCCACCUGCCUCAAGUGGCAAGCACUGCCUGCGCCGAGGCGGUGACAGACGGAGUCAAGGCGCUCUGCGUCGGCGGCGACCCAAUCGCCACCAUCUCCUCGAUGGCCUCGACCUGCGCCUCAGCUAUCGCAGAGCUGCAGGCGUCCGUAAUCAGCGGCGCCGAGGUCAAGGCGGGCAGCGUGUUCCCGCUGGCCAACUUCACGAAGAGCGCCUACACCACCGCCUGCACCUCGGGCUGCGCGACCGGCCAGGUCUCCGCCGAGGCCGUCGCGCAGGCGAGCGCGUGCGCGUUCUCCACUCAGCUGCGCGGCUGCAACGCAGUCAAGAGCAUUCUGUCGGAGCAGGCGUACUCGACCGCGUUCGUGCAGACCACCGCGAAGGCCUGGUCCAACGCGUGCGCCCUGGGGCUCGGCAAGGCCCAUGGCGAGGGCGAGGCGCUGGCAAAGACGCUGGUGUCUGUUCUCUCGCGCGCCUUUGGGGACGUCGUCGCCAAGGCGUGCAGCGAGUGCGACUCCUGCAAGUGCAAGUCGCUGCCCUCGGGUCUGGCCCUCGACAAGCUCAAGGGCGCGUCCGACACCGCGGCCACCGCGGCGGACGGCCGCUUCACGCUGGCGCACGCGUUUGGGAACUCGGUCGCGACGUACUGCGGCAGUGACAAGACGCCACGCGCGCUGAAGACGAGCGUGGACACGACGGUCAGCACGCUGGCGACGAUGAUCGCGGACGUGUACGCCAAGACCAGCGGCAGCAGCACGGCGACGGGCCAGUCGCUGGCGUGCUCUGGUGGCAGCGUGUCCACAGAGAUCCAGGCGACCAAGACCGCGAUCGUCACUGCCGUCGCCGACGCCAACAGCGUCGUCUUCGCGCACCGCUGCGCUUCUGCAUACGCCAAGCUCGACGGAAUGGUCAACCUGCUGAAGGACUCGCUGGAGGACACGUUUGAUUCGAUUUCGAACGCGUGCGCCAACGGCGUGACCGGCAAGCCGUCGGUCAACGCGCAGGACGUUGUGAAGAAGGCGCUCGAGUCAAACCAGCCGAUCACCGCCGCGAUCGGCGGCGCGGUGCAGGACGCGGUAAACUGCGGCUGCAACCCGGGGACGUGCAUCUGGUGCGCGCCUGAGAGGAGCGGCCGCAACGCGAGCCUGGCGUACGACUUUGGGCGGCCGGGCGCCAAAGGCAACACGAGCACCCCCAAGACACUGCAAGACAUCACCAAGAUGCUCACAGGCCUCCUCUCCCACUGA